GGACAUCAAAGCGCAAGCAUAGAUGAUAGAUGGAUAGAUACAUGCCAUAAAAAUAAACAAGAAAAUGGAGAGAGAAAGAGCAUUGAAACGGCAAGAAAGAAGGUAUUUCCAAAAUUGCGUGAAGGCAGAAAAGCAAGGCAAAGGCUGUAUGGUAUUCUCGAUUCAAAUACAUUCACACAUGGAAAGUUUGAACUUGCCAUUAUUAUUAAUCUCUCCCUUCUCGUUUCCUUUCCGUUCUCCUCGUCUUCCUAACUCUUCUAUAAGACUCUUCUUCUAGCACUUGCCGCCGCUCCGUCUCUUCUCUUCGCCUCUUCUUUCUCGCGACUCGGCUGCUCGUUCAUUCCGCUCAGGCAGCUAGGAUUUGCAUUUCCGAGAGCUCAGUUUUAAUAUGAGCAGCUCAGGACCUCGGGAAGGCCAAGAGGCUGCUAGAGAUUUUCAAAAUCAGCAAAUCGUGGUUUUUGACUUGGACCUCAACCUUCCUCUUCUUGAGGAGAGCCUGGAUGCAGCAGCUCAAGGAUCAGCCCUUGGUAAUGAAAAUUUGCAGUUGCAGAUAGGUGAUGCUGAACUUGAUGAUGUUGUUAUAAUAUCCCCAAGAAAAUUUGAAGAAGCCAAGAGCAAUUCUCGAAGAAAAAAUGCUUGUCAAAGUUAUGCGGUUAUACAAGUGUUUGAUGAAUAUAGAGGAAACAUUUCAGAAGUGACAGCUGAUGCGGUUUGUCACUCUAUUAGUGACAACAGACACGAAAAUCCACAAAACCAAGCAGUUGUGGACUGUGAGCUGCACCUAGGUGUGAAAGACAGUAGGGUAGCCAAGGUGCUGUCUCCGCGUGAGGUGCUGCCCGAGGAACCCACCUUCAGCUGCACAAUUUGCAUGGGCCAGCUGAUUGAAGAGACAUCAACUAAGUGUGGCCACAUUUUCUGCAAGAAGUGCAUUCAGGCAGCCAUAGCUGCUCAACACAAAUGUCCCACCUGCAGGCGUAAACUCAGAAAGUCUGACAUGUUUAGGGUUUACCUUCCAACAGCUAACUAGUGAAUUCUCUUUCAUAGGAAGAUUUACACAGCUUAUGAUUAGAAACCCAAUUCAUAGUAAAGUAUGAUUAUUAUUGCUGCAUUUGGUGUUGGCCAAAAAAGGGGAGGGGGGAAAGACUGCGUUUAGUUACAGGAAAGCGGACUAUAGUAUACGUACGCAAAUUCAAUGGCCGGAUGUAAAUGGGAAGCUGAUGAUCAAGAUUUCUGAUUUGAUUCUCUUGUUGCACAACGCAUUCUGGUAAUCAAGUGAUUGAAAUUUUCUGAGGUC
Neltuma alba is the source of this 1294-nucleotide messenger RNA. RefSeq names its product E3 ubiquitin-protein ligase complex slx8-rfp subunit slx8. Lineage: Eukaryota; Viridiplantae; Streptophyta; Magnoliopsida; Fabales; Fabaceae. Gene Ontology annotation, cellular component: SUMO-targeted ubiquitin ligase complex. Gene Ontology annotation, molecular function: ubiquitin protein ligase activity; SUMO-ubiquitin ligase activity; SUMO binding. The record is from RefSeq and is a predicted model, not a curated record. The coding region runs from base 389 to 1027 and encodes 212 amino acids. The transcript is spliced from 5 exons. Gene Ontology annotation, biological process: ubiquitin-dependent protein catabolic process.